Schizosaccharomyces octosporus yFS286 is the source of this 3885-nucleotide messenger RNA. Its product is annotated as RAVE complex subunit Rav1. NCBI's taxonomy places the organism in Eukaryota, Fungi, Ascomycota, Schizosaccharomycetes, Schizosaccharomycetales, Schizosaccharomycetaceae. Gene Ontology annotation, cellular component: RAVE complex. The coding region runs from base 1 to 3885 and encodes 1294 amino acids. The transcript is spliced from 2 exons. Gene Ontology annotation, biological process: vacuolar acidification. The record is from RefSeq and is a predicted model, not a curated record.
AUGCCCCUGGCUUUUGUUAAUCCAGGCACUCCUUUAAAAGGCGCUUCUGCCAAGGAUUAUGUUUACUGGAAUCAAAAGCGUGUUUUGUCUUUAGGCACAGCUUGUUCUGUCGCUAUUAUUGUAAAUAACUAUGAGCAUUAUCAAACUAUACAACUCGAUAAAAGUGUCUCAGCCAUCGCGCUGAAUUGUCGUGGUGCAGCCUUGGCCAUAUCGUAUACGGAUUUCGUAACUGUGUAUUUGCCUGACGAACAAUGGCAUUGGAAGCACUAUAUAACGUAUAAAGUGCCGGGUGAUAGUUCUGUUCUGACAUUAUCCUGGGGAUAUAAUUUAAACCUUUUAGUAUGUACAGGAAAAAAAUUAAACAUUCUUAAUUUUUCUGACGACCAAGUUUGUGUACUUUGGUCUUUGGAUUCAGCAUCAGGCAUCCCUUUUGUUGGAUCAAGUCUAUCAUCCGAUGCUUGUUACAUAGCAUCUGUCGAAAAAGGAAAUCCACUAGCUAAAGUCUGGUUAAGAUCAUCUCCUCAAGGAAGCGUAACGUCCUUAUACGAUUUUAGCUAUCUCCCUCACCCAGUACCCAUACGAUUUUACUCUUGGUCAAAACCACUGCAUCCAGACUCCAGCAGUUCUCUUCCAUUUUUCUGCACAGUUGACGUUCAAAAUAUUUUGCGCAUAUGGCAGACCGGUAGUCGAUUUGGCUCCCAGCUUAUGCAUCUUUCUUGUUUUUUGGACUUGAAGGAAUAUACCGAUGAAGCAUCAGUACCAUUCUGUUUUUUACUAGAAAGGGAUGAUUUUACAGCUGCUUUGGCUCAUGCCAUUAGUCGGUACUCAGGCGAUUUGCCUGAUGAUCCCGUCCUUCCAAAACUGGUAGGUCUAGCUAGUUCGCAUCCACAAUUAUUUUUUUUAUUUUCUAAUUAUAAACUACACGUAUUUUCUUUCCACAUGGAUGAAGAUUACCUUACGACUGCUAAACUGGUUAGAAGUGUUCCUGUCAAGUUUCCACGAAAUGCUUUACCGCCGGAUGGAUUUCUUAAGGUAUACAGAACCAUGAAAGAAGAUGAAUACGAUUAUAAGUUUAUAAUUCACUUCCAGGAUUAUGCCAACGAGUAUGCAUUUAAGUUAUCAAAUAUAUAUUCAGAUGAAGAGUUCGUACUACACACAACCCAAAUGUUUUAUGGACAUGAUGUUUCCGUAAAAUCUCUUGUUAGAACAUCUAAUGGACAUGGAAUUGCUUCUUGUGACAGUCAACGCGUCUGCAUGUUACAGUCGUACUUAUCUGUUGAUAGUCAAAGAUCAUUAGUGCGACGAUCGAAACUGCGAUUAGAGGAAAAUGACUUUGUUUUACCAUUACAUGCAGGUGAAUAUGCAGCUGUAAUUAACAAUUCUACUAUAAAGCUCUGGCAUUGCGAUAACGCCUUCGCCCCCGUGUUAGUUUGUUCUAGUAGUGAAGUUCCCACUAGUGAAAUCAUAACUUUUUUUAUUUUACCAGUGCAGAAAAAUCAAAUUUCUGUGUUAUGUGCAUUAACAAAAGGUGGUCAUGCUUGGUUUUAUAAUGUAUUGAUAGAGAAUCAUCAAGGCACAAAACUCGAGUUUCUAGAUCGAGUAGGCUUUACUCCCAAAAUUUAUACAGCUUCCGCCGUUGAUGUUAUGGGGUGGUCCUCAACAUUAAGCCAAAGCAGUAUAGAGUCAUUCGAACGUGAAGUAUUUGUCUCGAUUUCUGAUGAUGGUUUGCUACAAACGUGGAUGGCAAGAAUUUCAGGUCCUUCGAAUGCAAUUAUAACUGAGUUUUCUCGAGUAAGAACGAAUAUAAAAGCCGCAAACAUGGUUAAAGGCUCUACUUCGAGAAAAGUAGCUGUGGUUUCAGAGAAUCGGCUUCGCUUGUCUAUUUUUGAUACAGGGAGUUCUUUUUUUACUGCCAAUGAAGAAUUCACCAAUGUUUUUAAUAAAUAUGGCCCCAUAAUAGAUUUAGAUUGGACUUCAACUCCCAAUUCUCAUUCCAUCCUUGCCAUAGGUUUCCAGCAUCAUGUUAUCUUACUAUCCCAGAACCGUAGAUCUUAUAUUAGUGACGCUCCUUGUUGGGUACCUAUUCGGCUUUAUAAUUUGGGUAUGUAUACGGACAUGGUUAUUAGUGAUUCUUCCUGGCUAGAUAAUGGUACCUUGGUUACUGCCGCCGGAAAUAACUUAUUUUUUUUUAAGAGCAAACUUCCUGAUGAUAUAUCACUGCUAUUUCCUUCCGCCCUAAAGCGAACAGCAAAUAAUAUAUUUGACCUUGCUUACCAACUGAAUGGUAUUUUGCCGGUAUUCCAUCCUCAAUUUUUACAGCAGUUGUUGCUUAAAAACCAAGAGUAUUUAGUCCGGAAAAUUCUCUUGCUCUUUUACAUUUCUUUGAAAAAUGACCAUCCUAUGCACUUUUUGUUGAAUAUGGAUUGUUUAGAAUUUUAUGAACAUGAUGAUGAAAAACUGAUGAGCUCAUUCUAUGAAGCCUUGACGAAACAUGCCAAUGAAAUUACAGUCAAGAAGGAUUUUUCUGAUGAACAGCCAUCUGUUUCCGAAAAUCCACUGGCGUAUGUAGAAGCAUUUACAACGGACCUGUGUCUGCUGUUGAAAAACAAGAAAGUGAAAACUUUAACAAGGUCAUCACAGUUCUAUCUACUAAACGUAAUAGAGGCCUUUUGUAAAGCAGAUCAACUUCGAAAGUCAUUGGAUUUGAAUGGGAGAAGAUUUUGUAUUAUGUUGAACCAAUACGUUUUAAACAAAUAUCAACAUCGAUCAAAUCUUCUUCCUACUCGCGAUGCCUUAUGGGCAUUUUACAGUACCAAUAAAAGUGUUCUGCUAGACUACACGGUGAAAGCUCAUGGAAAGACCUUGCUAUGGCCGGCCGUUGAGGAGUACAGGUUACCUUUUUGGUUAAAUCAGCAAGCAUUGAAGAACGUUUUUGAGGAUUUGUGUAGAAAUCACUUUACUAACAACGGUGAUCGGGAUCCCGAGAAAGUUAGUUUAUACCAUAUAGCGCUUGGCAAAGUAUCCGUCUUACAAAAACUUUGGAGCUUGGCGAGCUGGAGUAAAGAAUCAAGACCCACAGUGAAAUUUUUGUCUAAUGACUUUACACAGAACCGAUGGAAGGUUGCAGCGUCCAAGAAUGCAUUCGCAUUAUUAAGUAAGCAUCGGUACUUUUAUGCGGCGGCUUUCUUUCUUCUUGCAGACAGUCCGUAUGAUGCAGCGAAAGUUUGCAUCCGCAAUCUGCAUACUUUAUCUUUGGCUGUAGCUAUCGUACGAGUAUAUGAAGGAGACGGAAAAGAAUGUCUAAAAAGGAUUAUCGAGGAAUUUGUUUUGCCCUCGGCAGCUUUCUACAAUGAUCGUUGGCUUGCAAACUGGGGGUUCACAAUGAUAAAUGAGAAAGCGAAAUCAAUUAAAAGUCUGCUUGUUCCAUUAAGGUCACUUAUAGAAGUUGACGACGAUCUAAUAGAGUCCUUCAAAUUGGAUAAUCAUGAGGAGGAGACGCAAGGAGAGACAGAGAACGUAGAAGAGAAUCAUGGGAAGACCAAAAAUGAGCAUACAUCGGAUGAUCCUGCAUUAAUUUUACUAUACGAUUUUCUUCGAUGCGACGUGUUACAAAGGGAUCAAAUGCUGGAAUAUCUGUUUGUUCUCAACAGCGCUCGUGUAUACAAUGAAAUGGGAUGCGACCUGAUUGCUCUUGAGUUACUACGCAACUGGAAAUUUCAGUUCCCUUCCAGCAUUCCUGAUAGGGAGGCAAAGGAAGAAGCUACGAGAAAAGAAGAACAGUCAGAAGCUAGUCCCAUAGAAAACAAGCCUACCACUAUUAUGGGCCAAGAAAUUAAACCAGCGCCGGCUGAAAUACCAGAAUUUGAUGAAUCAUUUUUCUUUUGA